This is a messenger RNA of Eucalyptus grandis, 684 nucleotides long. RefSeq names its product putative cytochrome c oxidase subunit 5C-4. The record is from RefSeq and is a predicted model, not a curated record. The transcript has 2 exons. Lineage: Eukaryota; Viridiplantae; Streptophyta; Magnoliopsida; Myrtales; Myrtaceae. Bases 264 to 461 code for a protein of 65 amino acids.
AGCGUCCGACUCAUAUUUUCAAGGGCAAAUAAGUAAACUCGAGAUGGACUUUUGAAAAGAAGAAACGAGCACACUGGUCGCUCGAAUGUGGACGCGUGGAUACCAUGCGUGGCGGGAUCGCAAAGAGAAUUCGAAGCACUCCCUCCUAGAACUGUCCACGAAUCCGAUCAACCUCUCGGUUUCUGCUUCCCUCUCUUCACUUCACCUUCCUCGGUCGGCCGCUGCAGAGUUCUUCGUCGAUCACCAGAAGGAGGAGGGAACAAAUGGCUGGUCCGCACCAGGUGGCGCGUGCGGCUCACAAGGGCCCGAGCGUCGUGAAGGAGAUCGUCUACGGGAUAACCCUAGGCAUUUCCGCGGGGUUGCUGUGGAAAAUGCACCACUGGAAUCACCAGAGAAGGACCAAGGAGUUCUAUGAUCUGCUUGAGCGAGGUGAGAUCAGUGUUGUUGUUGAAGAUGAGUAGGGUUUUUCAGUACUCUCUGGACUCUGGUAUCGGUUGGUGGAUACUUUGGUGUACUUCACUGAGGGUAGUGUCUCAUGCGUCAAAGAUUUUCUCCAAGUGAUCUUGUGAUCAGAACAUAGUGUAAGAUAAUUCGAGUGGAUGGGUACUUUGGUCACAUGAUUGCUUGAAGAUACAUAGUCUUUCGAGUUUGUGAUGGCGGUUGAUCAAUCGAAGUGACACAAUC